Messenger RNA from Meleagris gallopavo (turkey), 525 nucleotides. NCBI's taxonomy places the organism in Eukaryota, Metazoa, Chordata, Aves, Galliformes, Phasianidae. The record is from RefSeq and is a predicted model, not a curated record.
UCAGGCCGGAUUUCUUUUGCAGGCUUAAGACAUGUUUCAGAUGAUAUGAAGACCCACAAGAAUCCGGCACUGAAGAACCAAGGAGGUCCUAUAAGAAGUGGACCCAAGCCUUUCACUUCUCCCAAACCAGCUUGUAAUGUUAAUCCCUCCCAAAAAACCUCUCCAAAGCAACCUGCAUUGCUAGAAUUAGAAGGCAAAAAGUGGAGAGUGGAAAACCAGGAAAAUGCCACUAACCUGGUAAUCAGUGACACAGAACUGAAGCAGGUAGCAUAUGUUUUCAAGUGCACAAAUAGUACACUCCAAAUCAAAGGCAAGAUCAAUUCCAUCACCCUUGAUAACUGCAAGAAGCUAGGUCUGGUGUUUGAUGAUGUGGUGGGCAUCGUAGAGAUAAUAAACAGCAGGGACAUCAAAGUUCAGGUGAGUGUCUGUGCCCUGCAGUCUGACUGCUGCACAGGGUGCCAAUAGCACCUGCUUCUGGGAGAAGCUGGAUUUCUGGAAUAAUAAUAGGCAUCUGUGAAAAGACUG